UAAAUUAAAUCAUAACAUUUGUUUUGAGAGGUGAUGUGGAAUCCUCUCAAUAUGCAACUAUGUAGUCAACAGAGAUGGAGAAAGUAUGAGUGUUGUAAUCAGUUAAAAGUACAGUUACUCUAGUUAUAAUCUACUUGACAAAAAGGACAUUUCAAAAUUUACACAAAAAAAGUACUAGUAUUCCCCCAGAACUACUCAAUUAUAGUAAUCUGUGCAAAUGUAAUUAUUUACUUUCCAACUCUGGUUGUAAGGUUUUACUGUAAGCUUCAACUACAUAUAACCCUGUAAACUGUUUUGGGGCUUUACUCUACGUACUACAAAUCCCAUGAUGCCUUUCUUUAAUUCCAACGUCUAAAUACCUCACAUAACAACACAGCCACAGGGCAACUAUUAAUUCAGUCGCAAUUAAUCCGGCAUUUCGGCCCAAUUUAAUCCGUUUUUGUUAAUUCUUUGUCGAGCACAGUUAGGUGGACUAAUGGCGUGUCCUGUAAACCACACAGUGGAGCUGAAUCCAGUGCUGCUCCCUCUAGACUGGCUUUUAGGUACCUGGGAGUCGGACGAGCCUGGGGAGGGCUGCUUUCCCACUAUCAAACCUUUCCACUACACAGAGACACUGAGUUUCACCCACGUGGGACAACCAAUCAUCAACUUUAUGUUUUGUGCCUUCAAUGCAGAGACCAAGAGGCCUCUGCACAGAGAGAGUGGAUUCAUUCGGCUGCAGCCCGGAACCAACAGAGUGGCGUUUAUUAUAGCACAGAACUCAGGUCUAGUUGAGAUUGAGGAAGGAGAGCUGACAGCACAGCAAAUCAACCUGCAGAGUCAGGCUUUGGCCAGAAUGUCUUUUGCUAAGGAGCCAUAUGUGCAGCAGGUUUCUCGAGUGUUUCAGCUCAGACCAGAUGGGAAGUUGGAGCAGACAGUUUCUAUGGCAACCGACAACCAGCCGCUGAUGCAGCACUUGCACAUCACCUAUCGUCGGUCAUCUUGACUCAUCAGACUGGAAGGUGUCCUUCAAUAUAGAAAUAACUUCACAAAGAAUGAAAAAUGACAAUAAUGAAACACAAUCACAGUAGCAGUAGCGCUCAGGCUGUAUGGUAAUCAAAUGCAAAGAAAUGCACUACUAUAAUCAUAUCAUGGUGAGAGGUAAGCUUAGUAACUUAAAGUAAAUAAACUAAAAAAUAACCUCUUAUAAUGUCAUCCAAAAUGCUUUAAAGUUCUGAAGCCUUUUGUUCAGCACUGCUGAAGAUCAUGUGACAAAAUUUUACUGAUCACUCAAAAAAUCUAAAGGUAUUCAGCUUUUUAACACUCUUACCUGAUGUAUAAGAUAGAAAAAAGACAUACCAAUAGCACUGCUUAUCUAAAACACAACAGGGGAUCUUUAAUUUUAAAAAUUCCCAAAAAGUUUAAAAUUUGCACUUACAUUAAGUUUGCCAACUGAAUGGAUACGGCUUGCUAAGCCUUCUUUUGUUCUCCAAAUAUAUACUGUCCAGAUAUCUAACCACAGAGCUGUAAAGCUUAGAACGCACUGAUAAAUUAGUUUGAAUUUCUCUUAUAUUUGGCUUUCAUUGCACUAUUAUAUGAUGGAAAGCUGAAGUUGCUGCUGUAUCCAUAAGCCAAAUGCACUGUUUUUAAGAGUUUUGAGGGGAAAUGUUUAGAGGAAUUGUCUGCUUAUUGUAAACAUGCUUGUAAUAAAAGGUAAUAAAUGCAAA
Messenger RNA from Cheilinus undulatus (humphead wrasse), 1706 nucleotides. RefSeq names its product THAP domain containing 4 (gene thap4). NCBI's taxonomy places the organism in Eukaryota, Metazoa, Chordata, Actinopteri, Labriformes, Labridae. The transcript has 5 exons. Bases 476 to 985 code for a protein of 169 amino acids. The record is from RefSeq and is a predicted model, not a curated record.